Penicillium verrucosum is the source of this 183-nucleotide messenger RNA. RefSeq lists its product as uncharacterized. The record is from RefSeq and is a predicted model, not a curated record. Lineage: Eukaryota; Fungi; Ascomycota; Eurotiomycetes; Eurotiales; Aspergillaceae. The coding region runs from base 1 to 183 and encodes 60 amino acids. The transcript has 2 exons.
AUGCAAUACGGACACAUCAGCCGCACAAAGAACCCAGAUCCCCUCUCCUUAAACCGCUGCGUUGGUAAGCUGGAUCCCGUGGAGGUCUUGGACAUACCGGCUGGGCUGGAUGAUGGAUAUGGUACCCUACGACAGCAUGCACAGCACCAACAUGCGUUGUGGAUGAGGUGUACCCAGUAUUAG